AUGGCAAACGAGGUUAGAGUAUUAGAUGGAGCGGAGGAAUUGGAGGAUUUCCUGAAAGUUGCCCUACCACGCGCUAACUUUGUAACGAGGACCACAGAAAAACCGUUCUCAAACAGUGUUGAAGAGAUCUUCAAGGAGGCCAUUCUGCGUCCAAAGGGGUUCAUAUGGAGCCAGGAACGUGGCACGAGCUGUGCACCGAUUCCUUUUGAUGGAGUUCCGUUCGUCUGCUGUGGCUUUCGCAUACUAGAAUGUCAAUUUGGGAAGCACAGGUGCCACACCACAAAAUGCACCGAGUCCUCUGAUGAUGUAACGAGUUCAGCAUCUGAUCAUUCUUACCCCAAAGCCUCAGCUGAUAAGAAGAAGAAGAGGAUAAAACUCCAAGGGACAAGAAAAAUUGGAUGUGAGGCAUCGUGCAACAUUCAUCGCAUUCUGCGACUCCCCGCUUAUUCGGUUGACUCAACUGGUCUUUCUGCUUCCGCCUUGGUAAAAGCAAAAGCGGGUAAAGUGAAGGAGCUUAAGAUAUCUAUUUUGGCUGCUCUCGAUGCUGGCGACCUGUCCAAACUCAAUGUGUGCGAUCGGUUUAUCGUGAGCUACCCAACUGAGGGUAGUCACAGUGGUCAUGAUGUCAUUACCGAGAAAGGUAAACUCGCCAGCGAGCUCAGCCAAAGACUCAGUCAGUCGGUUAUCGACCGAAUUCUCCAACUCGUCGAGAGUGGUCUACGAGAUGCCCGGGCUAUCCAGACCAUGUUCAAAGUGGAGUAUUGGCAUGAAUUUGGCCGGGCGUACCACCCAGAGCUAAAGGACAUCCGCUCCCACAUAGCCCUGGCUACCCAUAAGCUGCAGCAAUCUAGACUGGACCAGACUCAGAUGGCUCACAAGGUGAAGGCAUGGUCUGAGUCCCCCCGCCCACCUGCGCUUAUGCAGUUCCGGCCAUAUGUGCCAGAUUCAGAACCAUCAGAGUGCAGUGCUGCACCAGCUCUUUCCUUGGAAGCUGAAAGUGACUUGGAACCCAGUGAUGGAAGGUAUAAGGGCAGCGGCGGCGGUGAUGACGAACCGCUAGUGGAUCCCGUGCCAGCCUCUUCACGCCUCCUGGUAAUACACCAGGAGGUAUGGCAAAGAGAGCUUCUAGUAAAGUAUGGCGAGCUCGUUCUUAUGGACGCUACAUACCGCACAACGUGCUAUGACCUGGCCUUGUUUUUCCUGGUUGUGCACACUAAUACAGGCUACAUCGUUGUGGCAGAAUUCUGUGUGCAAUCCGAGAAACACGCUGAUAUAGCUGAAGCUCUCACUAUAAUCAAGCAACGGACUCCGUCUUGGAAACCUAAAUUCUUUAUGACGGAUUAUUCCCAGGCUGAGAUGCUUGCACUGGAGGAGGUUUUCCCUGGAGGGAGGAUAUUUCUCUGUGACUUCCACAGAGAGCAGGCUUGGCAGCGCUGGACCAAAGACCGUUCCCACGGCCUAAGUGAUGAUGAAGCCGUAACACUGCUAGAAAGCUUGCGACAAUUGGCUUAUGCUUCACCGUGUCGAGAGGCGGGACAAUCUCCAGAAAAACACUACCGUGAAGCGGAAUCAAAGCUACGUAGUCUUGAUGUGUGGUGCGCCAAUAAGCACGUGCGAAGUUGGCUGAAUGCCAAAUGGCUCUCAAUCCCAGAGCGGUGGGCCAGGGCAUGGACAGAGCGUGAAUACCACCACAACGUGUUUACGAACAAUGGGAUCGAGGCCCAAAACAAGGUCCUGAAAUAUGCCUUCCUUAAAAGUAACAACGGCAAGAAAAGGACGCUUAGUGAUACCUUCACCAUCAUUAUUGAGCAGUUCCUACCUGAGCAGCGAGAUAAGUACCUGAAGAAGAAUAUCAUGCAGCUGAGCUCCUUCCGAAGGUACAACGACUACGUACCCGUAUACCUACGCGACCGGCCCAGGAAUGUCAUCCUGCACUGCAUGGAACGCGAGCAGUCUUCUCAGGAGUACUUGCCAGAGAAUGUUGAAGCUGUUGGGGAUCACCAGUAUAAUGUCAAGUCAUUUGGGAGGACUCGUCUCGUUAGCUUUGAAACACCCUCAUGUUCUUGCGAGGACUGGAAUCUGAGAGCCCUACCGUGCAAACAUAUGUUUGCCGUAUUCAAGAAUGUACCCGGCUGCAGCUGGGAGUCGCUGCCCGAGACGUACUGCUCCAGCCCCAAAAUGACUCUAGACAUCGAUCUUGGAGAUGGUGAGGUUCAUUCAGAAGAUUUGGAAGUGCCCGAGCAGGUGAACAACUCGCAUGAAGUUGGAGCCCAGCUGUCAGAUCCAGUUUCAAAUGAAAUUCCUUUACACAGGACACAACAGCAACAAAACCAACUCUCUGCAAGGCAAGCACGAAACAUGCUCAAAGUAAUCGAUGCACAGACCUUCGUCUGUACAGACUCAAGUGCUCUAAAAAAUCUCUGCGCUCAACUGGAGAAGCUGUCAGAAGAACUUGCGAAAAGUCUGCCCACUGAUGAGUCUGGCUUGGUUAUCCAAGAGGCGUCUUCAUUCACCUUGAACCAACACUUUAGCGCCAGGCGCAGACUGCACGAAACAUAUAGCACUGCUGUCCCUGAUCCAGCCUUGGAGUCAGGGCAUGCCAAGCGUGGUCGACCUGCAGUCGAAAGACACCUCAGGUGUCGUGUCGGAGUUUCCGGAGAGACUGAGCGGAGGCAGUUCCUACAAGCUCAACAGCGUGAGAAAGCCUCGACAAGACCUGGUUCCGUCACAUUGACAGCAUUGACGGGAAGCAGUUCAAUACAACAGGCUGCAGCUCCCGAACGUAAGUGGCGAUGUCUUCAGUGUGCAUCUGUACACUGUACAGCCAUUGGUGUUGCUCGGUGUAAUCCACUCCAAUAA
Messenger RNA from Sycon ciliatum, 2859 nucleotides. RefSeq lists its product as uncharacterized. The transcript is spliced from 18 exons. Gene Ontology annotation, molecular function: zinc ion binding; DNA-binding transcription factor activity. Lineage: Eukaryota; Metazoa; Porifera; Calcarea; Leucosolenida; Sycettidae. The coding region runs from base 1 to 2859 and encodes 952 amino acids. The record is from RefSeq and is a predicted model, not a curated record.